AUGGGAGGCAAGUGUCCAAGCAGGAAGGUGAAGAAGAGAAGAUACUCUCACAAGACGGCUCACGAUGCGGUAUACGAUGAGCUGCAAAAAUCCGAUGGGGAGGUGAAGGCAACGUUGCCACUUGACGAGGAUUUACCUGGCAUGGGCCAAUAUUACUGUCUGCACUGCGACCGCUACUUUGCUAAUGUGACUGUGCGGGACGAUCACUUCAAGACCAAACGUCACCGGAAGCGUGUGAAGCAAAUGAUGGGACCUGCACCGCAUACUCAACUGGAUGCUGAGUUAGCUGCCGGGAUGGGUGCCCCAGAUAAUGGUCUUAAGCUCAUGUCUACUUGA
This is a messenger RNA of Dovyalis caffra, 336 nucleotides long. The record is from the annotation of a GenBank genome assembly. NCBI's taxonomy places the organism in Eukaryota, Viridiplantae, Streptophyta, Magnoliopsida, Malpighiales, Salicaceae.